CGGGCAGCUAUUUUGCGGCGCCUGCGUCCCCCGGUUCCGAUAGAUCGUGCAUAACGAGACCGUCGGGCAGCGGAUCCGCCGCCGGGGCAGCCCUUACGCUUGACAGUACGCAACGAGCAAACAGCAGCAAUAAUGGAGACAUAGCAUGGCGCGCCGCGAAGCCUACGCGUACAUCAGACCUCCAUCGGAGGAAGAAAAGGACUUCCCCCAGGUGCUGAACGUCGAGGGCACCACAAUCUGUUUAAAAGAGUCGUCGAGCCGGACGCGGUCACUAGACGUGAAUAAAAUAUAUGAGAACGAGCAGACGCAGCUCCUCGACGACCUGUCGGGGCGGCUCUUCGCCCAGCUUAAAAAUGAGGGCGACGUCCACAUGCACGUCCUCGGCGCGCACGGCACGGGCAAGUCGCGCUGCCUGUUUGGCAAAGACGGUGACGAAGGCCUCAUGGAACGGUUCGCGGCCAAGUUCUACGGUCAGAGGAACAUGCGGGGCCACGCGAUCAUUGACGUGUCCAUCUUCGACGUGGCCGACGAAGGUAUCUAUGAUUUGCUGUGCCCCGGUCGUGUUGGUAUACUACGGUUCAGCCCCACGGGCGGGCCCUGGGUCGAAGGAUUGUCAAGGCACCUCGCCGGGAACAAAGAGGAGUUCUCGACCUUGUUGCGAGACGCGUUGGCGGUCAAGGCCGCCUCUUUGUUGAACAAGGACGAUAUGCUAGCGCAUUUAUGCGUUAGGUGCAUGUGCUCGUACGACGCCGAAGGGGGCAAGGACCCGCCGGCCCACGAAGGUACGGCGACCUUUGUGGAAUAUGCUUCAUCAAUCCUGGACACCGGGGACGCGGGCGAGGUCCCGUCUGUGUUAAGGGCGUCGCUGGCCCUGUCGCACAUGUCUACUAAUAUUAGGGUGGCGGCGGCCCAGGUCUGUUCGUCAGCUUUGACGUAUGUCCUCGCAGAUAGUUUUUGUAGCAAAUCGAUAUGGCUCGGGUGCCUCAGCCCCGCGUGUACCGACUUGGACGUCAAUAUCACCACCCUACAAACCUUAGAGCAUGUCGGUCAUCUCACUCUAAAUAAUGAUUGGGGCAACCCUUCGACGACGUGCGAAGCCGCCUUCUACGGCAGCACGAGUCAUGCUGAAGAAAAACCGAUUUUAGCGCGACAGCGGCAUCUGGACACGGUCGCCUACAGAGAGGAGCGCGACGACUGGUUGAGGGACGUCGGCGUCGCGCGAGCAAAACGACAAGGUGUGCAAGCCCGGCGCCUCCAGAAGACGAUCCUCGUGCACGUGUCGCCCGACCCGUUACUGUCGGGGCGGCUCUUCGUCCCUCUGAAAGACGUUGUUUAUUUUGGAUCUGAACUGGACAUGGUGCCCGAGGAUUGUAGGAGAAUCACGCUAUUAAGGAAGGAGAUCCAACCGCUACACUGUAUCAUUCAAAAAAGGGGCGACAUGCUUUUAGUAGAUGUGAACGCGAAUGCCAUCGUGUGUCUGAAUGGUGAGAAAAUAACCGGUUCUCAUUGCAUCAAGGACGGCGAUGUGGUACUGAUGGGUUUUGGGUGUUUGUUUCGCGUCUGUACUUCCGGUAAUGAUACUGAUGUAGACUGGCGCGGGGCAGCGAAGGGUUUGUAUGAUGAUCUCACACUGUCCGAGGGGACGCCCUGGGAAGUUAUGAAAGAAGAAAAGCUGGUGCAUGAGCUGCAGCAGAUGAUCCUGGAAGGGAACCACAUCUCCCGUAAAAAAGAGCGGGACGUCCACUACGCCGUGCGAGUCGCAAACACGGGCCCGGACGAGACGCAACCGUGCGUCCUGGUCGCGUCGGCGUCGUCCGAAGUUACUGACACUUGGAAUGCUACAAAAAUGUUAAGAAGGCUGUGCAAGAUUAAGAGGAAUGUGGCAGACCCGGACCCCUAUUUCGACGCGCCCGACCAUCGACUCAUCGGCGUCGGCUUCUGCGCGCUGCAGUCCUUGAUUUACUUGAUGGACAUCGCGGAGACGUGCAAUAUCAUCAGCUUCAAGGGCAAGGCGGCGGGCACGCUCCAAAUUUCCGUGAAACCGACACUGGCGAACUCCGAGCAGUUGGUCGGGGAAAAACAUCUCGCUCAUCAUUUAGGGAAGAAGGUCGAGCUUUCAAUAACAAUUACGCAGGCCAUGAAGCUGCCGCGCAAAUUGUGCGCUUCGGUCUACGUGAGGACGGCCUUCUUUUUACAGCAGGACGGCUUAGCUACGCCACGCUAUCCCACGGCGACGACGUCGCCCUACUUCGGCACGUCCUUCAAAGUUAGUCAAAUCAUCACCGAGGAUUUUCUGUCCUAUCUGGAGACGGGCGCGCUCGAGCUCCAGGUGUGGGGGCGGUGCUGUUUUUGAUUAACGCGUAUGCGGCCUAGGAUUUUUAGCAUAAACUGCA
Messenger RNA from Pelagomonas calceolata, 2393 nucleotides. The record is from the annotation of a GenBank genome assembly. NCBI's taxonomy places the organism in Eukaryota, Pelagophyceae, Pelagomonadales, Pelagomonadaceae.